Aureobasidium uvarum is the source of this 573-nucleotide messenger RNA. The record is from the annotation of a GenBank genome assembly. Lineage: Eukaryota; Fungi; Ascomycota; Dothideomycetes; Dothideales; Saccotheciaceae.
AUGUUGGUUGGCGCUCUCUUCUGGGGCUUCUCAGCAGAUGUCAUUGGCCGCAAGUUCGCCUUCAAUUUCUCCCUCAUGAUCUCUUCGGUCUUCGCUAUCGUCGCUGGCGCUUCUCCAAGUUGGACUGUUCUUGGUCUCUUCAUCUGCUUGUCCGCUUUUGGAAGUGGUGGUAACCUUGUACUCGAUACGGCCGUGUUCCUCGAGUACCUCCCCAGCCAGAGUCAAUGGAUGAUCACUGCCUUGGCUGCGUGGUGGGGACUAGGACAACUGAUUGCUGGUCUGUUUUCUUGGGCUUUCCUACCUGAUCACUCUUGCGCGACUGCUGCGACCUGCACUCGCUCGAACAACAUGGGCUGGCGCUAUGUCUGGUUCGCUAAUGGUGCUCUUGUCUUUGCCAUGUCUCUUGCCCGCAUCUUUGUCAUCAAGCUUAGAGAAACACCGAAGUUCCUGAUUGGUGAAGGCAAGGAUGCUGAAGUUAUUGAGACUCUGCAGUUUAUCGCGACCAGGUACAAUCGACCUUGCAGUUUGACUCUGGAGCAGCUAGAGGCAUGUGGCGACAGCCAUGCAGCGUAA